Messenger RNA from Arabis nemorensis, 375 nucleotides. The record is from the annotation of a GenBank genome assembly. NCBI's taxonomy places the organism in Eukaryota, Viridiplantae, Streptophyta, Magnoliopsida, Brassicales, Brassicaceae.
AUGCCUCCCACCGACUUGAGUAAGCUAAUCUUUAACAACAAGAUUAUUACAACAGAGGAAGCUCUCACGGCAGCCAUCGUAAUGGCUAAAGAAUGGACUAACGCGCAACAAACCUUACCAACUCCAGUUCGAAGGAAGCCUCUACGUAUCCGGAAGCCUGAAGCCGACACUAUCAUUUGCCAAUCCGAUGUCACGUGGAAUACGGAAACCAAAACAGCUGGGUUGGGAUGGAUUAUAAAAUUGCAAGGAGCCAGACCUUUGGGACAGAGCAAAAACAGAGACCCAUGUAUGCUCCCCCCUCAUGGUCGAGGCUUUAACACUAAGAGAAGUUGUCUCUAUCGCCAUGGAAAAGGGUUUAAAAAAACCGAGAUUUGA